AAUCCUUAACCGCGAGGAUUAUUUAUUUAGUUUUAAGUCAUGCUAUAAAUUUUUUUUUUCUUUUUAAAUUUUUUAUAAAAAAGCAUGUAUACAAUCGGCAUAGCAGUAUUAAUUUUUUUGUGUUUUUCACUGUUUUUUGCUAAUAUUUUAAAACGUUUUUAUCAUCCGCUUCGUAAGUUGCCAUCACCUAAAGAAAAUUUCUUUACUGCUCAUUAUGGCUACUUUAAUGGCUAUGAUCAAAUAAAUGCUGUAAUAAAUUUUGGAAAACAGUUUAAAGAGCGUGGCUUGUAUACAUUAGAUACAUUAAAUGGAUUUAGAUUUGUUAAUCUUUUAAUGCCAGAAUUUAUUAAAACAGUGUUUUCUGAUGGAAAAUCAUUCCAAAGAUCGACCGCUACAAAAGUUAUAUUUCCUCUAGUUGGAAAUGGUAUUUUUGUGUCAAAUUAUGAAGAUCAUCAUUGGCAAAGAAAAGUGUUAAAUGAAGCUUUUACUUUACAACAGCUAAAAAAUUAUUUUCCAGCUUUUACAGUGCACAUUGAUUUGCUAAUGAAACUUUGGUCAUAUUCAUGUGACAAGGAUAAUGGUACUAACAUAAUUGUUUUGGAUGACUUAUCUAAUUUAUCAUUUGAUAUAAUUGGGGAUGUUGGUUUUGGCUAUCAAUUUAACACAAUUACUUCUCAUUCUGGUAAUGAGUUUACAAAAGCGCUUCAGAGUUAUUGUCAACUACGAUUUCAAUUGAAUGCCGUCCAUAAAGCUCUACUAGCUUUCUUUCCAUUUUUAAUGCAUCUGUCAUUUAUGUAUGGAAAACGUAAACGAGCUGAGCAAGUCAUCUGUAAUACUUUAAACAUGCUUAUUAAUAAACGCAAAAAAGAAAUAGAAGAUGGAAUAGCAGCUGAUCAAAAAGAUUUUUUAACAGUUGUUUUAAAAGAUCAACAAAAAGAAGGCAGCAAGAUGACAAAUGACUUGAUUAAAGAUAAUCUGAUGACGCUUUUAAUUGCUGGUCACGAAACAACUUCUACUGCAAUGCAAUGGUGUUUAUACAUGCUUGGCACAAACUUAGGUGUUCAAAACAAAUUGAGAGAAGAGAUAAAAAAGAAUGUAUUUGAUAUAAAAAGUGUUUCAUAUGAAGAAGUUUUGAGUAUCAAGUACUUAGAUUGUGUUGUUAAAGAAACAUUGCGCAUGCAUACACCUGUAGCAUUUAUUGGUAGAAUAAAUAAGAAUCAAACAAAGUUUGGUGACUUUGAUGUACCUGCUGGCUCUUUUUUACGAAUUCCUAUUGACAGUGCACAUAUGAACGAGUCUGUUUAUCAUGAUCCUUAUUCAUUUAGACCAGAACGAUUCUUGACAGGUGAAAUACCACCAUUAUCCUUCCUUACAUUUGGGCAAGGUAUAUAUAAUUGUAUCGGAAAGAAUUUUGCUUUGCUUGAAAUCAAAACAUUCUUGGUCAAAGCGUUGCUGCAAUUCGAAUUUUCAGUAGACCUUAAGCAUUUGAAUUAUAAGAAGCUGAUUUCGAUUACUAAUAAAACCGUUGAACCGUUAUGGAUAAGAGUGAAGCCUAUAUAAAUGUAAUAAAUGAUUUAAUAGUUUAUUCAUCUAAUAAAGAAUAAUACUGUUAUGACCGGUAUUAAAAAUAUAAUAAUAAUAAUAAUGUAAUAAAAUUACCGGUAAUAUUAUCAAAAUGUUAAACUUUAA
Hydra vulgaris (swiftwater hydra) is the source of this 1689-nucleotide messenger RNA. Its product is annotated as cytochrome P450 4C1. Gene Ontology annotation, molecular function: oxidoreductase activity, acting on paired donors, with incorporation or reduction of molecular oxygen; heme binding; iron ion binding. The record is from RefSeq and is a predicted model, not a curated record. Lineage: Eukaryota; Metazoa; Cnidaria; Hydrozoa; Anthoathecata; Hydridae.